Molecule: messenger RNA, 2702 nt
Organism: Nelumbo nucifera (sacred lotus)
Lineage: Eukaryota; Viridiplantae; Streptophyta; Magnoliopsida; Proteales; Nelumbonaceae
Source: RefSeq, a predicted model, not a curated record
AAAUUCUCGACCUUUUUUUCUCUUAAGCAAUAAGGGGCAGCCAUGGUCACUCCUCUGCUCUCCUCCCUGCAACCCCUCAGUCCUCAAACCCUAGCCUUUUCUUUUUCAGAAUAACAUCACCUCUGCGACCCAAUCAAAGGCAAUAUUUUUUAUCUCAAGAAGUUUUAAUGGAAGAGAAUAUACUACCUUUAGCAUAUAUUAAGCCCUCGAAACCCUAGCAUCGCUUCCUCAUCAAUGGACGCCCGUCGAGCUUCGAGAAUGGUGAUCGAUCCCAAAGUGCGUCAGGUCGGCUUCGUAACCCCUGGGGCGCCACCUGAACGGACACAGCCCGGCCAGGUCGAGUCCUUGUCGCCGCCUAUAUCUGACAUGUCGCCGGCCGGGAACUCCCUUUCUCCUGUCAUGAUUCCUCCUGCCCGUCACGCCUCCGAUAACCUCUCAUCUUCAUUGGCUCUUAGUUCAUCUCGCGCGCUUCCCGUUGCAGUCCCUAUGUCUCCAAUCCGGAGGCCUUCAAUAGGUGACAACCUCAACAUUCCACUUGGGAGCUACAAUCCUUCGGAAUCGCUGCUGGGGACCUCUCCUUCACCUUCCAGUAAGUUUAAUGAUGGUGAAUUCUCCGAGGAUCUGUCGACCUCGGGCUGGUAUGUUAGGGGAAAUCCUGGUAAAGUUGCCUCAUCUUUUCCGAGUGGUGGAUUCGAUACCACGGCAAUGAAAUCGAGUAAUAUUACAGGGAUGAACAAUUUGACAACCGUUUCCACGGUGAAAAUGCCGUUCGGGGUGUCUGAAAAAAGUGGAACAAUGGAUGUACAAAAUGAGCCGAUGGGAGGUUCAAAACCAUUGAAGGAGAAAACAUCAAAAGCUGAAAGGCGUGCCCUUCAAGAGUCUCAACGAGCUGCAAAAGCUGCUGCAAAAGCUGAGGGAAGUAAGGCUGCUCCAGCUUCUGGAGGUGCAACUUCAGCAAAUGCAAAACCAGCUAAAGCUGUGAAGGCUCCACAAAAGAAAGAUAAUGCUUCAGUAGCAACUUCUGAUAAGAAGGGUGGUGAUCGCCCACCUGAAAAAGAUAGAAAGAAAGAUGCUCCUCAUCCACGCAUGCAAUUUGAUGAUAUGCAACGGGUUGAAAAGGCUAAAAGGCGUUCAGUAGUCAAGCAGGCUGAAGCUAAAAAUAGAGUUGAACUAUUUAGACAUUUGCCCCAGUAUGAACAUGGAACUCAGCUUCCUAAUCUUGAGUCAAAGUUUUUUCAACUUGAGCCGAUGCAUCCUUCUGUUUACAAGGUUGGAUUGCGAUAUUUGGCAGGAGAUAUAUAUGGUGGUAAUGCACGUUGCAUUGCAAUGCUUCGGGCUUUCAAGGAGGCCAUUAAUGAUUACAGAACUCCACCAGAAAAAGCUCUUGUUAGAGAUCUAACUGCAAAAAUUAGCAGUUAUGUUUCCUUUCUGAUUGAAUGUAGGCCCCUUUCAAUCAGCAUGGGAUAUGCAAUUAGAUUCUUAAAGAACCGAAUUGCGAAAUUACCUUUAACAUUUUCUGAGUCAGAAGCAAAAGCAACUCUUUGUUCAGAUAUAGAUCGCUUUAUAAAUGAGAAGAUAAUACUUGCAGACAAAGCAAUAGUCAAGCAUGCUGUAACAAAGAUUAGGGAUGGAGAUGUACUUCUCACAUAUGGCUCAUCUUGUGUCGUGGAAAUGGUACUUUUGUAUGCUCAUGAGCUAGGAAAACGUUUCCGUGUUGUGGUAGUAGACUCACGCCCAAAGCUUGAAGGGAAAGCCUUACUACGACGGUUGGUUGCUAAGGGCCUCAGCUGUACAUAUACACAUAUAAAUGCCAUCUCUUAUAUCAUGCAUGAAGUAACAUUGGUUUUUCUUGGGGCUUCAUCAGUUUUCUGUAACGGAACAGUUUAUUCAAGGGUUGGAACUGCAUGUGUAGCCAUGGUUGCUCAUGCAUUCCAUGUUCCGGUCUUAAUAUGCUGUGAAGCAUACAAGUUUCAUGAAAGGGUGCAGCUGGACUCAAUUUGCUCUAAUGAACUUGGCGAUCCUGAUGCUAUUUCAAAGGUUCCCGGAAGAAAAGAUGUCAAUCAUUUGGAGAAUUGGACUAAUAAUGAAAAUUUGCAACUUCUGAAUCUUAUGUAUGAUGCAACACCUUCAGAUUAUGUGUCCAUGAUUGUCACAGAUUAUGGCAUGGUUCCUCCCACAAGCGUGCCAGUCAUUGUACGGGAAUACCGAAGAGAACACCUAUGGAUGUAGUAGCUCUCACUUGGUCCGUUCGAUUAUUGAAUCAUGAAAUACUUUGCACUCUUCUGUUUCCAUACGAAAAUUUCUCUACUGGCCUGGGAUCAUGUGGUUGGGAUAAUAAGACUUCUGUGAGCCAUGUCAUUUAGGUCCUUUCUUCCUUCUCCCUUUUGGAAUAAUUUUUCAUGCCUCGUCGGAUUUUCUAGUGAUUUCAGUUUUUUCCUGGCUUUCUUAAGCUGACUCUGUGAAGAGUGCGAUUUCUUCGUCUCUCCAGGCAGUUUUUUUUGGAUGUGUUUCUGUUGUAAUGAGUUCAUUUAACUAAUUUUCCCCUCGUAAUUUUUCUUAUAGCAUACCAUUCGUAUACAGAUUAUCUAGAAUGAAGAAUUACAGGCGUGACUCCUGUAUGUGUAUGGUUGUGACAUGGUUUUAAACUUUUAAUAUUUGGCAGUUUCAGGAUAUAUCAAGAAAUUCUUAUUUGGCAUGGGUAA